CAAGUUGGCAUUGGCUGGACUUUAGCAUUGAAUCAACAAGAAGGGAAGUAACAAAGGCAGGGAAUCUUGAGAGUCCAGGUAGACAGCUCCAGAUCCAAACAGAGGAAAUCAUGGCAAAAUUUCUGUCCCAGGAUCAAAUUAAUGAGUUCAAGGAAUGCUUCUCCCUCUACGACAAGGGACAACGAGGGAGAAUAAAAGCUAAUGACCUCAUUGUGGUGAUGCGAUGCCUGGGGGCCAGCCCGACCCCGGGAGAAGUGGGAAGACACCUGCUGAAUCAUAAACUAGACAGAAAUUCAGAACUGGAUUUUUCCACCUUCCUUACCAUCAUGCAUAAGCAAAUGCAACAGGAAGAGCCACAAAAAGAAAUUCUGUUGGCCAUGUUGAUGACUGAUAAAGAGAAGAAGGGGUACAUUACUGCAGAAGAGCUGAGAUCCAAACUCACUAAAAUGGGAGAACGACUGACCAACAAAGAAGUGGAUGAUCUCCUGAGAGAAGCUAAUAUUGGACCAAAUGGUAAAGUGAAAUACAACGAAUUUAUCCAAAAGAUCACCCGUCCUGCGCCGGAUUACUGAACUGGAUAUAUACGGAACAAAGAGGAGUCAUCUCUGAAAUCCGAAAUCUUCCGAUAACUUGAUUGGAUUUUUAUAAAACGUAUCCCUUUUACUCUAGGGAGAAUGGCAAUGCCCUACUCAGACUGCUACCUUAUGUCUCUGCUGUAGACAAGGCCUUUUCUGGAGUGACACAAAUAAAACUGCUUUUAACAGUA
Gracilinanus agilis (Agile Gracile Mouse Opossum) is the source of this 766-nucleotide messenger RNA. RefSeq names its product calmodulin like 4 (gene CALML4). The coding region runs from base 111 to 572 and encodes 153 amino acids. The record is from RefSeq and is a predicted model, not a curated record. The transcript has 5 exons. Gene Ontology annotation, molecular function: calcium ion binding. Gene Ontology annotation, cellular component: myosin II complex. NCBI's taxonomy places the organism in Eukaryota, Metazoa, Chordata, Mammalia, Didelphimorphia, Didelphidae.